Messenger RNA from Acaulospora morrowiae, 204 nucleotides. The record is from the annotation of a GenBank genome assembly. Lineage: Eukaryota; Fungi; Glomeromycota; Glomeromycetes; Diversisporales; Acaulosporaceae.
CGACCAUUCAUUUUAAUGAUGGCCUACGACAAGAACAUGGUUGAGUGGUCAAUUGAGAAACUACCUACUGUGGUUUAUGACGAAAUCGUGUGGGAAGAUAUUCCACACGAUGAUCAAGUAAUCCUAGGAGGCUUCGUGGGCGUAAAAUUCGAGAUAUGCGAUGACGGAGAAAUUCAGAAUAAUGGCAUUGCAACGGCGACAUGA